GCCCUGUAUGGGGUGUGUAUGUGCGUGCGCAUGUGUUUUCUGGGAAUAUUGUGAAGUUGUGUUCAGUCAGUCACGUCAUGCAGCUCGACUUUCAAAUUUAGAAUAUUACAAAUGGCACAACAAUUAUGAAUUGUUUGAUGCGCUCUGCCUCUGUAUUUUCCACAUACUGUGAGAAAUAAAAGGGAUCCUGGAUGGACCUGGGUGAUAACAGCUGGUCCAUGGUCAAGCGCGAAGUGUCCAGCAGCAGCCCAGGGUCUCCGGCUGAGCAGAGCUACCUGAACACUGACCGCAGGGACCGGCUGAGAUCACCGGCGCCGACUCACCUGGACGCGGUGGGAACGCGUCGCACCGAGGGCAGGCCCCUACACUCCUACGUCCACUUUGGGCAUCCCAACAACGCCCUGCCCAAUUCUGACGACGUUACACUAUUCACGGAUUUAGACCAGGGCAACAAACUCAUCAUCUCAGGUGGGCACACCAGGGAGACGCAUAAGGGAGGCUUAAUUGUGGACCCUACCGACAUGUAUCAGACCCUGGCCAUCGCCGCGGCCCAGAGUCAGGCCGGUUAUAACGACACGCCAUCGGCCGGUUACAUGCACUCCAACCCUAAUUCCCCCGUUUAUGUGCCGACGUCUCGAGUUGGAACGAUGAUACCGAGUUUGUCCUACCUACAACCCAGCGUUUCAUCGCAGCCGAGUCAUGCGGUCAGCAGUCAUUCGGUGUGGUCACAGUCCGCCCCAGAGAGCCCAUCCUACAGCACUGGAAGCCCACAUACCUCCAACCGUUUCCACUACUCCCCCAGUCCGCCUAUGAAUAACGGCACAUCGAGGGAUGCCAGCUAUACUAAUCCUCUGAAUGUAAACAGUCGAGACCAGUACCUUUCACGGCCGAUAAGUGGAUCUUACACAAGCCCGUAUCCUCCGUAUGUUGCACCGCAGCUAUCACAGUUACCGGCGGCAUGGCCCGCGGGGCCCUUCGAGAACUCCAUGCUGCAUUCCCUGCAGUCCAGAAGCGCACCGCUGUCUAUCAGGGGACCAAACGGAGAUUUGCUGGAGGACAUGAUGGAGAGCCGCGAGUGCGUCAACUGCGGCUCCAUUUCCACCCCGCUGUGGAGACGCGACGGCACGGGUCACUUUCUCUGUAACGCCUGCGGUCUGUACAGCAAAAUGAAUGGACUCAGCCGACCAUUAAUUAAACCUCAGAAGCGUAUGUCGUCUUCAAGGCGGAUUGGCCUGUCAUGCGCGAACUGCCAGACCAGCACUACAACACUGUGGCGCAGAAACGCAGACGGAGAACCCGUGUGCAACGCGUGUGGACUUUACACAAAAUUGCAUGGGGUGCCCAGGCCCCUUGCCAUGAAGAAAGAAGGUAUUCAGACAAGGAAAAGAAAACCAAAAACCUUGAACAAAACAAAGGGAUCAUCUGGAAGUAGUUCUGUCCCCAUGACUCCAACUUCUUCGUCGUCUUCUAAUUCAGAGGAGUGCACAAAGAACAGUCCUUCAUCGACGCAGGUGCCUGUAACAUCAGUCAACUCUUCGACGCUGGUGGGCCAAGUCGAUGUUCCCGGCACGACGGGCUCCAUGGUGAAAUACCCCGGCCAGGAGAGUCUGUACACGAAUGUAGGCCUGACGUCCACGGCUGACGUGGCAACCUCCGUGAGAGGGGACACUUGGUGCCCCAUGGCCUUGGCCUAAACCCUGGCAUUAUGGGCUGGAAGCCAUCUGCUGUCCUUCAGCUCUCCAGAACGUCCCUUAAAAUCUGGCAGGGUGUGGGGUGUCAUCUGUUUUUGGUCUGUGUUAGUGAUCUUGAGCAGAGGCUUGAUCUGUUCCAAAUACUCCCGUUUUUGUUUGACCCGUGGAAUACUGGACAUCCACGAUGGAGAUUAUCUUUGCUACUCUGCACUAGAGGACGACACUUGAGAGCGUCUGCUUUAACACGCCUUUGGUACUUUCAGAGCACACCCUGCACCAUGAAUGUUGUUCGGAGGAGUAAGUGGAUCAAAAAUGAUUUUUUUUUGAAAGUAGAGUUGUACAUAUUAAUGCUAACGGAUACUUCGCCCAUCUGGAAAGACGAGGUUGUUGAUUGGAUUGUGGUGAUCUGAAGAGAAAAUGGUUGAUCUGUCUGAAACUGGAAUUGAAGAUAAAGUGUCAAGGUGUUCUUAUUGAUGAAUGCAAACAUAUUUAUAAAGCUACGGUUGUUCAAAUAAUGCAUAUAUUUGUCAAUAAAGAUAAUGUCAAAUAGAGUAGGACUGAAGCCUUGCCCUUCCUUUGAUAUCUUUAGUUUCAAGCAUGAUGCUGUUGCAGUGGAUGUUGCUCACUAAUCUGCACACCUUCUAUGUGAAAUUUAAUCGGAAGAAAACGAGAAAGAAAAAAAAAGCUCUUAGAAGACUGAACUGUUUUGUGAUGGUUUAACACAGGGUAUCAAAGAUCACAGGAACUCACAUGAGACUUGUAGUGUUUUGUUCGAUUACACAUUUUCCUAGAGCUCACUAUCAAAUGAAAAUGGUCUAAUCAGAAUUCAUAGUAAAGAAAAUUAGUUUGUUUUUUUGAACCUAUGUGGAGAUAUCCAGCUGGAGUAAAUCAUGAGCAAAGCAUAAAGCAUAAAUAAAAUGACCUUCAUAUCUCUGUUAGAACAAACGGCACUCAGGAUUUCUUUUCUGAUGCAUUUUUUGUUACAAUAUAAAACUGCAAAAAACGUUUUGCUGCAAUGAUUUUGGAUGUAAUACUACCUAACGUAUGACAUUGAUGUGUGAAUAUCAGUGCAUUUUGUUGUUUAUUUUUAUUUUAUUUUUUUUUUACUUUCAGCGUGAUACACGUCUGUGGUCACUGCUUUAGCUGAUGAAGGGACAAUGUUAAAUCUGGAUCUCGCUUUCACAAUAUGUUGAAUGUUUUAGAGAGAGUAAUGUGAGCCAGAAUCAAUCAGUAGUGAACGUUUCUUGUGAGUUACUAUCUAAAGCACAAACAUAAUGCACAAUGACAGCAAUUAAUGAGCUAUCUAAAGAGUUUCAUUCACUGAUGAAAGAGUCAGUCUCAAGUGGUUGUGGUGUCCAUGAUUUACUGCCUCUGAUCUGUUAAACAGUUACCCAACUACAAGUUUCCCAUGUAAACAUCUUAUGGCUUUGAAAUCUAGAAGAGCCUUCUUCAAAUGAUUACUCCUUAGAGCAGCAGAGUAAUUCCUUGAAAGUGACAUUUUUGGACAAGCUUUUUGUGUCAUAGAGACAAUGUGUGAACAACACAAGAAACAUUUUGCUAUCAUUGUGAUUCUCCACCCUUAUAACCUCUAGAGUUAUUUAUUUCUGCAAUGUAGUGUGUUUGUUAGAGGUAUUUGUUUAUUUUAUUUGAAUUAACGUAUUUGUAUUUUACGGUUGUUGUUUUUUUUUUUUUUCGCCAUAAUUUCAGUUCCAAAUUAUUUCAAUUAUUGCCAUCUGGGUUAAACAGAUUUAUUUGUUAUGGUUUUGUCUGGAAAUGAUUCAAAUUAUAUGUUUAAUUGCAAAGUGUGUUUUCCUUCUUUUUUGUAGAUUUUAAGGUUCAAACCUUUCAUUUCGUACUCAUCACAUAAACCACUGGAACCACAUCAUUUGUACUAAUGAUAACUUAAUCAAAAUGAUUUUCCGUUUUCAUUGUCAUCACCAGUCAUGAAGCAAAUUUUUAUGGUAAAAAUGUUCUUAAACCACUGACUCUCCCUAUUGUUUUCCAGUGAACAGAGUAUUAAGAAGGCUGUCAUUGUUGGAUUUUUUUUUUUUUUGUAUUUUUAUUUUUAUUUUUCCAUCAGAUUAGUUCAUUAACACUGGAACAAUAAAUAAGAGCCAUGACUAAAGUGGUUGUUUUUCCCUUCCCUUAUUUUUGUUGCAUUCAAGUUGUUUUAAUUUAAUCAAGUAUUAAUCAAUAUUGUUAAUUUGAUUUUCGAGUCAUGCUUUACCACUCACAGGCCAGCUGUUUGCUUUGUUUGAUUGUUUUGUUUGUUGGUACGUUGGCGCAAAUUAAAAACUUGAAAUUUGUUUUUCAAUAAUAGUCACUUUUUCAGAUAUAUUUUUUAUUUCUUUUGUUUCUGUUAUUAUAAUCGCAUUAGUUUAGUUCAUGAACGAUAGCCUACACAUUAUCACAAUAUUGACCUAAAAUGGCCAGAUUUGAAUUUGGAUCAGUAAUGAACAUUAUCAAUGUUAAAAUGAAAUAUUGCGUGACAUGUUUCUAGUGCAUCUGAAGACUUCUUAAGCCAGAGCCCAGCCCAAAUGAAUUAUUGGUUUAUGUGAACUCUUGACAUUUGAAUGUGCUGAUCUUUGCCUCAGGGUUGCACUUUGAUUUACGACUGAUUGAUGACGUCUCGGCUCCAAUAGAAUGCAGCUCUCUGAUGUAAUUUCUUGUGCUGUUUGUGAUUCUGGUGAAUCAAACCAUUAGACAGCAUGCAAAUUUGACACACUGAUACACCAUGUUGACAACAUUUCAUUUGCUCGCGAUCACUGAAAGGAAUCUAUGCGGAAAGAACAGAGACCCAGAACCAGUUGUUGUAUUGUUUCUUUGUCAUAAACGUCUUUUUUGCAGUACAUCCAGUAUAAAUGUUCAUCACAUUUGUUUCAAAUCUUUCUUUACAUUGUUUCAAAUUCUGUUAAUGUUUCGGUUGUGUCUAAAAUCGUAAAUCACCUUGUCUGUUUGUUGGUUGCAACACCAUAACACCAGCCCAGACUAGUAUUUCCACAGAGCAAAAGUUGCUCCCUGCUGCCCUUUUGAACUACAUUUGCCCUCUUUGCUUCAGAGAGAAGUACCAGCCACAACAUAAAGCUCAAUAACUCAGAAACACACUCCAUUAAUAACAGCUUUGGCACAGCCCAACAGAAUUCACUUAGACUGCAGUAACGUCACAUUACAUUCCAGCUCCCCUCUCCUGUCACCUACCGCUCCAGCGUUGAUUAAGAUUUAUUCUUAUGCAUUCUGGUUAUCUGCCCAGGGUGUAUGACAUAUUGCUGUGAGGUUUAUUGGGGGCUGGGAUCUGUGAAGGAUUUCAGCAAAUUCUUCUCUUUGUGAUUGAGGGCUGGGAGUGGCAAUCUGUGCCAAGACGCUCCACGCAAGUGCGGUUCUAGAGGUACAAGUUGGUAUUGCAUAUCCGACUGCUUCUUUCAAUGUAUCUGUAAUACCAGAACAACACACUGCAAAACAAAUCCUAUUAUUAUUAAUGGGUAUUUUGCCUAUGUAUAUGUAUAUGAGUAAAUGACAGUGUAUGUCUCAGUUUUUGUCCAUUUUUAUCUAAAGUGCCAAGUGUAAAUAUCUAAAAAUAUACAUUUAGUGGAGAAGAAGCAUUGCUAAAGACCUGUUUUCAGAAACAUCCAAUACAAAGUUACAUUUUGUCUUACUACAAUGGAAGAUUUUUAUUUGCUUGUUUUAUGUGUAAACAAGUAAAGACAGGUAGUAGAUAGACAAAACAAACAGUAAAAAGGCAGUAUGAAAACCUAAUGUAAAAAGCAAUGCUACUUCUCAAGUAAAUUGAUCAUGUUUUGAACAUUUUUAGAUAUUUUUACUGAUAUUUAAUUAUUUACUUUUUUUUUUUUUUUUGCAGUCCAGAGCUCAAUUUUUAUUUUAUUUUUAUCCAUGGGAUGACGCUUGAGACAUUUAGUGGGGUUAUUUGUUUACAGUUUAUUAAUUAUCUCUCUCUCUCUGAGAAAGAGUGUUAUACACUUUAAUUUUUUUUUUUUUUUAGUAAGUUUUUUUUUAAGUAAGUAAUUAGAGAAAUAAUCUGGGGAUUGUCCUGAUAUGGUAUUUGUGUACUAAUAAAAAUGGGAAUAUGGUUCAUUGUGAAAGAAAAAAAAAUUAUGAUUUUAGCUUUAAAAUACUAUAAAAAUCCUACUCUUAAAAAAUGCUGUGUGAUUUACUUUCAUUUCACUUAAAAUUGGUUGUACAUUUUACAAAUAAUUGCAAAGAAAGUGAAAUUUUGAAAUAGAAAGACUGAAAAUGUAUUUUCUUGUAAAAUGUGUUGCAAUAAUCUUUGUUUUAUUUACAACUUUACAGUGUACAGUAAAAAUGUUAAUUGGUUAAUGGUAAGUUCCCUUACUCUGUAAGAUGAACUAUAUAGAUCUAACAGGACAUUUCAUGGAAUUUUGUGUAUGACAAUGUGCAUCUUCUAUAUAUUGGUAUUUACCCUCAUCUUGUGGAUUCAUCACAUUGCUUUCUCACUACCACCUGUGUUUUUAAGGUUGUGUCAUUAUAAAGGUAAAAAUGCAUUUUAGUAAUUUGGUAUAUUAACAUUAUUUCCACAAAAAAGUAUACAUUUUUUUAUUACUGUACAUUUAAUUUGAAUUUUUACAACUUAAAAUGUUGCUCUCAUUUUUUUGCUGUGAAUUUCUUGCACCCACAGCUACUGUUUUUACUGUAAAUAUGGCUUUCAACUUAUCAAUACCAAAGAAUAUUUUUUAUUUCAACCCACAGCUUCUGUUGAAGUAUUGUGAGGUCUUCACAAUACCAAACAUGCUCUGAAUAUUUCUUUGUCUGUGAACUUGUGUACUGGUGUGUUUAA
Molecule: messenger RNA, 6501 nt
Organism: Onychostoma macrolepis
Lineage: Eukaryota; Metazoa; Chordata; Actinopteri; Cypriniformes; Cyprinidae
Gene: gata6
Product: GATA binding protein 6
Exons: 7
Coding region: 192-1694 (500 amino acids)
Biological process (GO): negative regulation of transcription by RNA polymerase II; epithelial cell differentiation; positive regulation of transcription by RNA polymerase II
Cellular component (GO): nucleus
Molecular function (GO): zinc ion binding; RNA polymerase II cis-regulatory region sequence-specific DNA binding; DNA-binding transcription factor activity, RNA polymerase II-specific
Source: RefSeq, a predicted model, not a curated record